Xenopus tropicalis (tropical clawed frog) is the source of this 1432-nucleotide messenger RNA. RefSeq lists its product as uncharacterized. Lineage: Eukaryota; Metazoa; Chordata; Amphibia; Anura; Pipidae. Bases 103 to 822 code for a protein of 239 amino acids. The transcript is spliced from 2 exons. The record is from RefSeq and is a predicted model, not a curated record.
UACCCAUCAGGCUGGCACAGAGAGAGGGUUGGCAGGGUUGCUGUAUCGGAUAUCGGUUCGGACUUUGGGCACCGCAAUUGUGUUGAUUUGCAGGAACCCAAAAUGUGUAACGAGAAGACCGCGACCUACUGGACCGGGGGGGGGAGUGACUCCCACAAUGAAGACGACGCUCCCCCCUCCCUGUGUCUGAUGGGCGGACAGAUGGACAUGGCCUGUAACCUAGCAACCGACCCCCGACCCCUCACCAACGUCAGGGUUUAUCUCCCCCUUCAAAAAACCUUGCGGAACCUUCGGCUGUUGGACCUUCGGCUCAAGUACAACUCCCAGCAGGUCCGACUCCCGGCGGGUCAGCAGGAGUCCAGUUCCAGCUCGGAUGAGAGUGACCCCAAAGCCCCAGAACCCAGGGAGGAAGAGGAGGAAGAUGAAGGGCAAGAGAAGGACAGGGCGUCCCUCAUCCAACUGCUCACCCUGUGCCACUGCCAACUGCAACAAUACGAGGAGCUGAAGCGACAGUCGCAGCGACAGUCACAGAUGCUGUGGGAGGCGCAGGAAACCAUCGGGCACCUACGGGACAGCGUCGCCGCUCUGCACUGCGCAAACGCCCAGAAGGAGGAGGAGCUCUUUUUCCUGUGGGAGGAGCUAAUCCAGUGCAAGCGGCUCUUACGGGAAAAGACGGAGCGGAUCACGGACAUGAGGGAAAUGUUCAGGAACUUUGGGGAACAUCUGGGAAAGAGGGGUUCAACCCCCCAAUCUAAUGAGCAUUUGGGAGCAGAGAAUCCAGUGACUGAGGAUCCCAAUUCCAAGAUCUGUGUGAUCCUGUGAUUCUGCCCCUUCUCCAUCCUCAUUGGCCCAGGCCCCUACCCCCUGAUCCAUUUAGGUUGGACAGCGUAGCUCCUCCCCCUCAGUUCUACUGCCAAAUAUAUCCACAAGUAUCCAGCAGGGGGCGACCCCCUAAAGCUGCCACCUUAGCAGCCAAUCGGCAACAGUAAAUGAAAGAAGAGAUAUGAUUGGUUGCUGUUGGUUACUGCUGCAUUACCCCAGGCAGUGGGCAAAUUCUCUAUUGAGAUGCCCCCAGGCAACUUAUUUCCCACCUUGGCUAUUGUAACCCCCCGCCCCCUUCUGUAGCACUUAUACUGACCCCUCUGGGCUUCCUUACAAUUCAGUCUCUUGACCCAAAUUCCUUCCCAGUUUAUCAUGUCAGCACGGUGGCACCUGGGAAUCCGGUACCAAACCCAAUUAGCAAUUGCUUGGUUCUGUAGGACUAAAUGUAUGGCUGCAAUCAGACAAUAAUCUGACAGAACUGGUCUCCAUUGGACUCUACCUCAAAACUGUCAUUUACUCACUGCCGCCCAGUGCAGAGAAUGUGACUGGUACCGGUACUGAUUGAACUCCCAGAAGGCUCAGCGGUUCUUUAUUUACUUACUAAUAAACA